Messenger RNA from Branchiostoma floridae (Florida lancelet), 4789 nucleotides. RefSeq names its product histone-lysine N-methyltransferase 2C-like. Gene Ontology annotation, biological process: positive regulation of transcription by RNA polymerase II. NCBI's taxonomy places the organism in Eukaryota, Metazoa, Chordata, Leptocardii, Amphioxiformes, Branchiostomatidae. The record is from RefSeq and is a predicted model, not a curated record. Gene Ontology annotation, molecular function: transcription coactivator activity; histone H3K4 methyltransferase activity; histone binding. The transcript has 15 exons. Bases 214 to 2721 code for a protein of 835 amino acids. Gene Ontology annotation, cellular component: MLL3/4 complex; nucleus.
UAAUAACCAUGACCACUAAUCGCUCCCACACCUAGAAGAGCCAAACCGCCCACAGAGUUUGGGCCGCCGAGGGACCACCCCAUUCCGCCAACUUCCGGGCAGUCCAGUUUCCCUUCCAGCCAAGCUGGCGUCUUUGUAAGACCGUCGUUCUCCGUGCCGCAGUCGAUUGUGCCGCCCAACACGAGUACCGUGGACAUUAGGACUAGCGUGUCUAUGCCGCGGGCCACGGACGCGGUCCAGGUAACACGGACUUCGGAGAGCGCGUUCAGCGUGAGCAAUCUGGAGCGCAUGAGGACUCUAGUCGGGCAGGCGGGCGGUGCCCUCCCACCCCAAAGGCCGGACGGCAACAUGUCCGUUUCCUUAACGUUGUCGGCCACGGCUGCGGAGGAUAUCAACGGGAUCGUCGCGGCGGUGGCGGACUUGGUUCGCGUGCCGGUUCCGACGAGUUACGAGAUCAGCGAAGGGGUGGACUAUCCCAGCUCCAUGGCAGAACACUUCAGAAUGCAGCAGCAGCAAAGAAAGGGGGACGGCGGAGUCCUCCCCCCGCAAGGCGUCAGUCUUGAGACCUUACUGCAACAGGGGAAGCCCAAGUUCUGUCGACACUGUGACGUAGUGGUACAAGGGGACGGCAUUAGGAAAGCAAGUUCCGAUUUCCCCUUCCUGAGAGACCAGGAGGGCAGAAGUGAUCAGGUCAGGACUAGAUUUGUUGCUCAGGAUUCCUCUGACUCCGACUCAGAGCUCACCUUCUGUAGCUCCACCUGUCUUAUGCAGUUUGCCAUCUCACUGCAGAGUAGGGGCAGGAGAGAGACCAAGGAGAAAGCAGGGUCCAUCGUUGACCAUAGAAGCAGGGACAUCGUCAGGCCACAGCACUCUGAGAUCCCCAUCCAUCUCAGUCCCACCUAUGUCAACAACACCUCCAAACCCUUCUCAGAAGGUCAGGGGUCAGAGGGCAAGAGUGAACGACCCCGCCUGAAGAGGAGGUCAGAUUCAAACACAUCCCAGACCUCCCAGGACCUGCCUCCAGAACCCCCCAAGGUGCUAAUAAAGAAAUGGAAGGGUGUUCGGUGGAGGCGGUGGGAGGUGUCCAUCCUGGUGCCCAAGUCCACGUACAGACCACCCAGCGAGAAGGAGAUCGACGAGCUCAUGUCCAAGCUGGGCACGUGCCUGAAGCCCGACGACCUUCCGGUGGAUUCCCGCUGCUGCGUGCUAUGUGGGAGAGCUGGGGACGGCGACACUGAGGCAGCGGCAAGAUUGCUCAACAUGGACCUGGACAUGUGGGUGCAUCUGAACUGUGCGUUGUGGUCCACCGAGGUGUACGAGACCCUGAACGGCGCGCUCAUUAACGUGGAGAUGGCGUACAAGCGCGGCCAGACGCUGGCCUGCACGGCCUGUAACAAGUUCGGCGCCACCAUCACGUGCCAUCGCUACAACUGCAAGAGGAUCUACCACCUCAUCUGUGCCAUCAAGGAGAACUGUAUGUUCUUCAAGGACAAGACGGUGAUGUGCCCCGUCCAUGCGCCAAACAAACACGAGAACGAGCUGGUCAGCCUGUCAGUCUUCCGCAGGGUGUACAUCAAUCGGGACGACAGCAAGCAGAUCGCCAAGAUCAUGCGUAACUACGGUGAGAAGAAGUACACCCUCCGUGUGGGAAGCCUCAUCUUCCACAACGUGGGGCAGCUGCUCCCGCACCAGCUCCAGGCCUUCCACACCAGGACUGCCAUCUACCCGAUUGGUUUUGAGGUGACUCGCCUGUACUGGAGCAUGCGCUACGCCAACAAGCGCUGCCGGUACGUGUGUCGUGUGGAGGAGAACCAGGGACGGCCACAGCUCGUCAUCCGUGUCAUCGAACAGGGGCAUGAGGAUGUUGUCUUCAAGGGGUCCACGCCCAAAUUGGUCUGGUUGAACAUCCUCGAGCCCAUUGAGAAGAUGCGGCGCGGGUCGGACGUGCUGAAGCUGUUCCCCAACUUCAUCACGGGAGAGGACCUCUUCGGGCUGACCGAGCCGGCCGUGCUCAGGAUCGUGGAGUCGCUUCCUGGUACUGAGAUGCUGCAGGACUACUUUUUCCGCUACGGCCGCCAUCCUCUGAUCGAGUUGCCAUUGGCGAUCAACCCAACGGGCUGCGCUCGCUCCGAACCCAAGAUGCGCACCUACAUCAGAAGGCCCCAUACUCUGACCAGCAGUAACACAUCGCGGUCCAGCCAGACAACUCUGACAGGGGAGUUGCUGUCCCCCUACCAUAAGCAGUUUGCCCAGUCCAAGUCGGCGCAGUACCGCAAACUCAAGCAGGAGUGGCGCAACAACGUGGUGCUGGGACGCUCACGGAUACAGGGUCUCGGCCUGUUUGCAGCCAAGGACAUUGACAAGCACGUGAUGGUGAUCGAGUACAUCGGAGUCAUCAUCAGGAACGAGGUCUGCAACAAGCGGGAGCACAUCUACGAGGAACAGAACCGCGGAGUCUACAUGUUCCGUAUCGACUCUGACCUCGUCAUCGAUGCCACGCUCGCCGGGGGCCCUGCCAGGUACAUCAACCAUUCGUGUAACCCAAACUGUGUGGCCGAGGUGGUGAACUUUGAGAAGGAACAAAAGAUCAUCAUCAUCUCAUCACGGCGGCUUAGCAAAGGAGAGGAGCUGACCUAUGACUACAAGUUUGACAUCGAGGAUGAUGAACAGAAGAUCCCGUGCUGCUGUGGUGCCCCCAACUGCCGAAAAUGGAUGAACUAAGCAUCACACAAACCCCCCUCCCAAACCCCCUCUGGAAAAGAGUGCAAGACUUGGUCAGUCGUUUACAGUGUCAGAAAUUGUUCGGUUCGAAUUUGCUACACCAGUGCAAACAGACUGACUCGGUCGGUUGCGAAAAAGCAGAUGGAAGGACUACAUUUCCCAUACAUCCCAUUGUUUGUUAGUGUGUGUACAGAAGAUGAUUGUCAUAAUCGUUAGACUUUUUAAGGACAAAGUGGCUGUGGCCAAGAGCAUUUACCAUGAAACAAGUUGAACAGAAUCAUGUACUGAACCUGAAGAAAUGCUGCAAUACUCAAGCCACCCUGUAAGUAGAAAUAUAGCGUCUAGCUACGUCUCCAAUCCUGUCUACUGGGUAGUCACGAUUUCUUUUACUCUUGCAAAAAAGACGCCGUCACAUUUUUGGCGACGCCUAAGGGGCGAAGCCAUUUUUAUUACCCGUGUAUAUAGUGUACAUAGCAUAUGGCAGGAGCGUGUCUGUGUAAUUAAAUGCAAGGAGUGAGUUAGUUUAGAAGAGGGAUGCGACUCGAAGCUGCAUAGACGGCACAUCCUGAGUAUUUUGAUUCCGCUAGUUUAGUUAGGAGAGGAACAUCACUGCCAUGCAAAGGAGGUAAUUCAGCAAAACCGAUGUGUAAUGUGUAAAUAUUGGAUUACUACAGAGGAUUACAACUACUACACGCACUGGUAGUUCUAAGUUACAUGUUGGUCUGGCAUAUUCCAUGGCAGUAUCAUUUUCCCAAUCAGUACCAUGUACACAAUUAAUUAACUCAUUGAUUGAUUGAUACGAAAUCAAUUUUGUUGCUGUGCUGUCCGAGCAACAGACAAGAUUUAAACUGCAAACCUUUCAAAUGAUAGAGGCUUAAAGUAAUAUACUGUGUGGUUGGUUAUCGGUGGACGACUUGGAGGCGAAAUAUGGCAGCUGCAAAGGUAAAAAGUUAUCCCCCGUUCGCGCUUUUUUGUACGGCAAAGACAGAAAGCAGUGCUGUAUGGUGCAUAAUCAUGUUAAAGUACGGUCUCCAGUAUGUACAAAUCACUGAAUAUCAAUCGACCAAUGAACGACGUGCUUUAGGACCACGUAACCGUAGCGACGUGGCGUCGCCAUGACAGUGGUUGGUAGGCGGGGCUAUGCUUCCGUUGCCGGGAUAGAAUCCCGAGUUGUAGGCAAACUAACUAACACAAAAUACAUGCCCACAAUGGAGGCCUAUUGGAGCCCUUAGGUAAAUGAUGAUAGGUUAUUCCGUACACACAUGUAUUGGUUAAGAUGAUGAUCCCAUGUAUGUAACCGAGCCUUGUACAAAGAGUGAAAUUUGUAAAGACCUAAUUUUGAAUUCGUACAGUUAGUUUUCGAAUCCAGAUUUUUGUCGACCCUGUGCAGUGACUGUAUGUGUUUGAGUAUGUGUUUGUAGCAGGACUAUUUUCAAUAACUUUUUGGAGUCUGACUUUUCAAUAUGCAUUAUAGAAUCCAUAUUAUCUUUGUAUUAGUCCAAGUGUAUAGUAAAUGGCAAACUUUGUAGCCAAAAUUCCUUUUGGCUCAUCGUGUUGCUGUGCUGUGACUGAAAAAUAGAUCUUGUUUGUUCAGAGUAUUUGAACUUCUGAAACUGUCCCUAUAAAUGGAUAUCCCUAUAGUUAGACUCCUUCAUUUCACUCUGUGAUGCUACCUGUGUGAUUUCUAGUUAAAUAAUAAGGAACAGAAAGACUAUAAAACUUUUAUUUUUGUGGCAUAACAAUCACAUUAUAAGCUAAGGUACGAAAGUGUAAUAAUAAAGGUAUAUUUAUGAAUAACUCAACGUUUAUCACCACAUAUGUACAUGUAGUUUAACCAAUGGCCAAUCGUGUACAGUCUGUGAUUUUGGGAUAAAUUAUUCCAAUUAGUGCUGAGAGUGAUUAAUUAGUGACCUAGUUAAUUAGGUGUCCAAAGAAGGGAGGGUACUACAGUAUAGUGUGACUUGUAUGUGCGGUAUGGUAUUUUGCAUAUAGUGCGCAAACCCGUGUAUUUUAUAAUAUCUCUUUUUUGGUUACAAAAUAAAUGUCUUUUUACUGAGGUGAAAAAAAA